CGAGGAAGAGAAGAGUCUCUCCAGAUCAGAACACCAGAUGGACAACGCUAGCCCUUCCUCCCUCCUGGAGUCCCUGUGUCAUGCCUCUCCCGGUAGCACCUUACUGCUGGGUAUGAAGAGGUUGUCUGUGCAGCUGGUGGACUGCAGGAAAACAACGGGGCUGAGUGGAACUGUGAGAGGAGGAGAAGAGAAGAAAGGAUCAGAUUUGACACAUCAAAUGCCAGGGACUCGGAUGAACAAUGGGAACCCACAAUGUCAAGGUGUUCAUCCACCACUAAUUCAGACGCUGAAGCUGGUUCAUCCAGCCGGACCCCUGCUGUCUCCUGCUCCACACCUUCCCCCGCCCGGACAUCUAGAGGUGUGAAGAGGCCAGCCCAGAAGCGGAGGAGGGCCAGUGAACCAGCGUGUACUACCACCGAGGCAGAGGACCGUUGGCACACUGUGCUAGAAGAUGAUGUGGAACCACUUCCACCAACAUUUAGACCGAAAAGGCAGCCAGGACCUCAGCUGGACAAGACUGUAAAGUACAGCCCCCUUCAUCUUUUCCAGAUGUUUUUCUCCUUGUCAGUUCUUGAUUCGCUGGUUUCUAACACCAACAAGUAUGGGGCUAAGAAACAAGUAGGCAAGAAAGAGGCAUGGAAGCCCGUUUCCGUCCAAGACCUGUACUGUUACAUCUCACUGGUUAUUUACAUGGGGCUGAUGAAGUUGAAAACCCUGAAGAGCUACUGGAGAACGUCAACACUCUACCAACUGCCUUUCCCCACUACUGUCAUGUCUUGUAAAAGGUUUCUGGCUAUCUCACGGGCGCUUCAUAUCAGUGACCCACAAGUUGACGACGACAAUGACAAGAAGAGAGGCACAGCAAGCUUUGAUAGGCUCUGCAAAAUCAAACCUCUCUACCCCAGCAUGGUGGAGGCCUGCAAGACCCAUUUUCAGCCCAACCAGAACGUGUCCAUAGAUGAGAGGAUGGUAGUCUCAAAGGCUAGAAUUGGCUUCAAGCAACAUAUGUAUAACACGCUGUGUGGGUACAAACUCUUUGUUCUGGCCGAUUCUGUGUGUGCCUACACUUGGAAUUUGUUUGUUUAUGAGCAGGAAAGCAGUGUUGCGACCGGUAAGGGACUCGGUUAUGAUUCCGUUAUGGAGUUGUUGGAUUUUCAACUGCUGGGGACGGGCUACAAACUGUUUGUGGACAAGUUUUACACAAGCCCUACCCUGUUCACAGACCUGGGGAAGCUGGAUGUGUGGGCUUGUGGCACCGUCCGUACCAACAGAGUGGGUUUUCCAAAAACUAAAGUGAACGACAUGCCUAAGCGGGCUGAUAGGGGUACCAUGCGAUGGAUUCGUAAAGAUGACCUGCUCUUUGUAAAGUGGAUGGAUACCAGAGAGGUGGUCAUGUGCUCCAGUAUCCACAAAUCCUUCAGUGGCGAUCACGUCGUCAGGCGUGUGAAGGACGCUAAUGGGGAACAGACCACUAAAAAUGUCCCCAUUCCUGCUGCUGUGAAGGAUUACAACAAGAGCAUGGGAGGUGUGGACAAGUCAGACGCUCUGAUAGGCUACAACAAUGUUCUACACAAGACAAUGAAAUGGUACAGGACAUUGUUCUAUCAUUUCAUCGACAUUGCUGUGGUGAAUGCAUUCGUCCUCCAUGAGGAAAUGGCUAAGAGCUGUGGACAGACCCCCAUGACACAGCUAGCCUUCAGAGAGCUGCUCAUCCAGGAGCUUGCUGGCUACAGCAAGUCCACUGCCUCACAUUCUGUCCCUUCUACUCCUGCCACCUGUAGUGUUCACAUGCCCAGAUUCCUUUCUGCAGGCAUGAAUGUGCCUCGGGGCAAAAAGGGUACAGUAGGGAGGCGUCGUUGUGUUCUGUGUCACAGGAAAGGCCCCGUCACCUGCACCACUUGUUCUGUUACCCUCUGCUUUACACCAGAAAGAGACUGCUAUGGGCCUUGGCAUCAGCAGCACAAUCUGGUGUAGAGGUGUUACCCUCUGCUUUACACCAGAAAGAGACUGCUAUGGGCCCUGGCAUCAGCAGCAUGAUAUUGUGUAGAGGACUGAGGUUCUUCCAAAUACUGUCAUUCUAAAGUGUAAAUUGUAUUAUUUUUUUCAUUAUUUUUUCCCCCUUUGUUUUUUCUUUGGGGGGGGGGUGUGUUAGCAUAGCAUUUUUGUAUCUUGUAUAUAGUUAUUUGCUUGAAAAUGUAUCAUUUUACCAAUUUGGCGACUUGGGUACAUUUGGGCAACUUGUGUGGGACACCUGGGUGACUUCAUGCUAAAUGCCAUGUAGCUCGCUCAUUCCU
Molecule: messenger RNA, 2294 nt
Organism: Salvelinus sp. IW2-2015
Lineage: Eukaryota; Metazoa; Chordata; Actinopteri; Salmoniformes; Salmonidae
Source: RefSeq, a predicted model, not a curated record